Molecule: messenger RNA, 2757 nt
Organism: Pristis pectinata (smalltooth sawfish)
Lineage: Eukaryota; Metazoa; Chordata; Chondrichthyes; Rhinopristiformes; Pristidae
Gene: saraf
Product: store-operated calcium entry-associated regulatory factor
Exons: 6
Coding region: 20-985 (321 amino acids)
Biological process (GO): regulation of store-operated calcium entry
Cellular component (GO): endoplasmic reticulum membrane
Source: RefSeq, a predicted model, not a curated record
CCGGGCGGGCUGGGCGCGCAUGCGCAUUGCGCGGGAGCCGGGAGGCGGUGGCGUCACGGAGAUGAGCGGCCUGGGUGUCGUGGCCUGGCUGUGUCUUGGCGCAUUGGUGGAGGCGGCGCACGAUUCAGAAAGAAUCCUCCUUCGAGAAGUCCAAGCUCUGACACUAUAUAAUGGACGAUAUACAAAUGGCCGGAGAACUAACCCCGUGCCCCAGCUGCAGUGUGUUGGCGGCACAGCUGGCUGCACUUCCUUCAUUCCACAAGUGGUGCAGUGUUAUAAUAAAGGCUGGGAUGGCUAUGAUGUACAGUGGGAAUGCAAGGCAGAUAUGGACAUUGCUUAUCGAUUUGGAGCAAUCACUGUCAGUUGUGAAGGUUACAACUAUCCAGAAGAUCCUUACAUUUUGAGGGGAUCUUGUGGCUUGGAAUACGUUAUAGAUCUUACUGAGGAAGGUCAUCGUAGGAAAAAAGAUAAUUCUGGAUUCGUUCAUCGCUCAUCUAACUAUGAAAAUCCUGUGGUAUUCAGCAAUUCGUCUGAUAUUAUGGUGGUACUCUUACUAUUUGGCCUUGCCUAUUUGGUGUAUAUGACAUGUUUGAGAAACCAACAGAAUGGUAACCAGCCUGGCCCAGAAGGUGAUGACGAUUUUCACAGCACAGCAGGUCCUUCAACAUGUCCACCGCCUCCUGGCUUUAGACCAGCCUACACGGGGUACACAGCAAAUGAAGGCUAUUAUGGCAAGGCCAAUCAGAACUCUGGUGGAUAUCAACCAGGUCGUAGCUCAAGACCAGGGUUUUGGACUGGAGUGGGAGCAGGUGGUUUGCUUGGGUACUUGUUUGGCAGCAGAAGAUCUCAGCCAAGCAAUUCGUUCCAUCCAUACCACAGGGAGAAUCCUGCAUUUUACCCACAGCAAAGGCAGGAGAAUAAUUGGAAACCUGAAAACACAGGAAGCAGAACUGUGUCAGGUUUUGGUGGGACAAAAAGAAGAUAAGGAAAUGAGCUACAAGAGCCAUGCAAAAAUUUAGUUGGUCAAAGGUUGCUGCUUCAGUCUGGCAGUAUAUUCUGAGGAUGUCGAAGAAAGACAUACUUGCAUUGCUCUGUAAUUUUAGAAAUUUAAUUGACUUAUGUAAACAUGCUAUCUUAUUCAAUUUUUUAAAAUACUGUGUUUGGAACCUGCAACACAGUUAGGGUGUACUGCAAAAUGUGAAAAAUGUUCAUGUAUGCAUGAGCAUUCAAGUCAAGAGUGGAGUUUUAAUUAUCUAAGUCAGUUUGAAGUAAUGUAUCAUAAAUUUAAAGGAAGCAAAAUUUGGGAAUCCUGGGUAUACUGUGAAAUAUUCCCUAUUAGUGAGGCACAAUUUAAAUAUUCUGGGAGCUAGAAGUUUGUAGAAUAGAACAAAAAUCAUUAGUUCAAACUAAUAAUUGUUUCUGGUAAAUUUUCAGUCUUGGCUAUCUUGGCUAUCACUUUCACUAGUGAUUCUGAUAAUUAGUUGUUUAAAUAACUAAAUGUUAUUUCGGGCAGGAGGGCAGCUGAUUGUUACAAAUAUGUAUGGAUCAAUAUUCAGCAGCAGGACCUACUCAAUAUUUAAUUUUACUUCUCAAAAAAAGGUUUCAGGCUAUCCUGUUUUGUGGGGUUCUUCAUGGAUCCUCCCACUGAUUUUCUCCAGUCACUGGUUUCUAGCCCCACUUCUUUCCCUGCGGGCUUGCAUUCUUCCAAGCAAUAUAAAAUUCCUUCUGCCCUGCAGGAAUGUCUACAAUUCCUUCAAGUGUUCUAAUUCAUGGAUUGUCUUUGGUUGGUUUCACUGUUUACAAAUAUUAUGGGGGAUGGGGUGGGAGGAGGUGGUUAACCUUCACAUGUAAGAGUCUGCCUUUGCUAGAUGGGAUCUGAUUGCUGAAUGAUGAGUGGGGGGAAAUAGUUAUCUAGUUCUGCCAUAACUUGAAGAUCAAAAAAAAGUGCAGGUGCUGGAAAUCUGAAAAUGCUGGAAACACUCAGCAGGUCAGGUAGCAUCUGGAAAUAGAAACAAUUACCAUAUCAGGUCAAAUGCCUUCAACGGAACAGCAGGUUAGUUUUCAGUUUCAUAGAAGGUGGGGGAGGGAUGGAAAGGACAGAAGAAAUAUCUGUAUUGGGUUGAGGCCAGGGUUGCUAAAGUGAUCCUGCUGUUUAUGGGACACUCUAGUUAAUAGACAAAUGAAGACAAUACGAAAGAGAGUGAGAGUGAAAGGGCAAUGGUAAAGCUUCGAAAUGCAGUUCAGACCUGUCUCUCAAUCCUUAAACCAAAAGCUAAGUGCUGGAAUAGCCGAAUAGCUCAGGCAGUGUUCGUAAAGAGAGAAAAUCUGAAUUAAUAGUGCAGAUGAAUAACCUUACAACAGAACUGACUCAUUCUGGUACAAACAAAAAGCAAACUAUAUGAAAUUAGUUCUUCUACCAUCCUGGUGGUAGUAUGAUACAAUAAUUUAUCAUUAAUAAUUGAAUGUCAACAUCAAUCCUCAUCAAUUAGUCUUUAAUAGAUCCAGAAGCAACUUCAAGAAGAUGCUUUUGAAGAGGAGUUUGGAAAACAUGGAUCAAAACUCAGCAUUUAUAUUUGGUAUUUGUGUCUUAAUAUUCAUGUCUUUUUGUGAUUCCCUACCCUUUUCCCAGUUGGAGGUUCUGCACAGUGUGGCAUUACUUUUGCUCUGAUGAUUACUGCACAAAGAUACCAGUGCUGUUCAGUUUGUAAAUAUUCAGCCAGUUCCUCAAUAAAAUUCUGACUUAUUCCUGUCUCUGAA